AUGGCCCGGACGCCAAAUCGACGGAAGGCGAAGACAAAAGCGGGGCCCAAGCCGAAGCUCGCAGGAGCAGCGGCCGGGGCAGGGGCAGGGGCAGGGAGUCGCGCAAAGCCGUCGAGCGUACGAGUGGACCAACGCAUCCGGCAGAACGCGAUAAACGACGCGGAGCUACGCGCCAAUGCGCAGACGAUCCUCUCUGCGAUCCACGAGUCUCGGCCAAGGAAUACGACCUCGGCGUACGCACCGAAGCAAGAGGAAUUCGAGCAAUUCUGCCGCCACAAACAGUACUGUGACGGCGCUACGGUCACAGAGGAGAAGCUCCUCCUCUUCCUCGUCGAGGAGGUGGCCGGUCGGCCCUUGAAGGUCAGGAGCCGCAAGGCCGCCACUGAUACUCCGCAGGACGAGACCCGCCUGGCCUGGCGGUCGGUCCGAACUUAUGUCACCGCAAUCACGGAUCUUUACCGGACGCAGAAGGCCCUCGGAAUGAAUACGCACCCGUCGCCGCGCGAGGACAACGUACGAGAGUACCUCAAGUCCCUACAGCGCCGGGACGCCCAACGAGACAGGGAGAACUAUGCCGAUAAAGGCCGCGAUACUCUGCUCGAUGGUUACUCGAGUCCGAGUUCGAACGACGGGGAAGGGCUCAACCGGUGCAUGCCGCUCAUCUUUACGACACGAGCCGGCAAGCAGAACCAGCACGGCCGCCUCGAGACCGCCGGCGCGUAUCGGAAUAGGAACCCGCUAAUCUGCAUCUUGGGUGGCCUCUCGUUCUACCUCUUGUAUCGUUGGGAUCUCGGUAGUGAGCCGUUUCCCGAUUUCAGCAGGCGGUCCUCGUGGUACGACAUCCGGCUAAUCAAGGGUAACGGCACCGGCCGGACGGCGGCUUUCUCGUACAACUCACAGCGCGAGUGGGUUGUCAAGGCCUUCGCCUACGCCGGCGUCACGUCGCAGAAGAAGACGCAUGAGCAGAUGGUCGGCUGUUACCUGAACUCGUUGCCUCGCAAGUUCAUGCGUACGAUGGCCGGGCACCCGCCGCAGGCCGGAUGCUUCGAGAUACGCCGUGCCGGCGUGACGCCGCCGGAGGUCCUGCUCUCGAUGAUCUGGCCCGAGCUGGACCGUUGGCGAGGCCGGUUCGGUCCCGGUACCGAGCAGGAGAACGACCUGGCAGCGAUGGCCCCGUUUGGAACCACCCGGUCUUCCGGCAUCCGGCCUACGCCCCGUUCGCGCACCAGCUAUCGGACUUCAUCCUUGAAGAGGAGCGUCCAAGCCAGCUUGCAGUCCUAG
Hirsutella rhossiliensis is the source of this 1281-nucleotide messenger RNA. Its product is annotated as centromere DNA-binding protein complex CBF3 subunit. NCBI's taxonomy places the organism in Eukaryota, Fungi, Ascomycota, Sordariomycetes, Hypocreales, Ophiocordycipitaceae. Bases 1 to 1281 code for a protein of 426 amino acids. The record is from RefSeq and is a predicted model, not a curated record. The transcript has 4 exons. Gene Ontology annotation, molecular function: DNA binding.